GACGAGACGCUGGUGAGAGGCAGGGAGAAGGAAAGAAGGCUCUCAAACUAGAGCGGUAAACGGCAGAUUUUAUCACUAAAUGUCAUUAUUUUGUAUCUAAAGAAGGGACGUAAACUUAGCACAAUGUCGAAGAAUACAGUGUCUAAUCGAUUCAGGACAGUAGACGUUGACGAAUACGACGAGAACAAAUUUGUUGACGAGGAGGAUGGAGGUGAAAAUCAGCUGGGUCCUGACGAGGCAGAAGUGGACUCGCUAAUCAGACAAGGGAACCUGAUGGAGGCCUUGCAGGCAGUCCUGAAGAACCCACCAAUCAACACCAAGAACCAGAACGUCAAGGACUGUGCCGAGGGCCUUGUGUUGAAGGUGCUGAGUGCCUUUAAGAGCAGUGACGUAGAGAAGGGGGUCCAGUCUCUGGAUAAGAACGGAGUGGACCUGCUCAUGAAGUACAUCUACAAAGGCUUUGAGACGCCAUCGGAUAACAGCAGUGCCGUCCUGCUGCUGUGGCAUGAAAAGGCUCUAGCUGCAGGUGGCCUGGGAUGCAUCGUUAGAGUACUAACGGCCAGGAAGACUGUCUAACUAACAGAGGAGGAGAGGAGCCAUGUUCUUCACAGCGACCGUCUGGUGCACAUUACAACACAAGGAUGAUAUCCAGUAGAUCACAGCGUGUCACAGAGGAGAUCCCUCCUAUCUGUCUCUGCUUCUUUUCAGAUAUCACUUCCCUAUGUCUCCCUACUCAGACACACACACACUGAUACAGCUGGUUCACACAUUCACCCAAACACAUAACACAUGCCAAGUUGGAAUCGUUUUUAGUAUUUUUACUCCAUUCCUUUCCUUCCCUAGACCCUCAAACACACACCAACACAAUGCUACAGAGCUCUCUAUUCCUUUCCUUCCCUAGACCCUCAAACACACACCAACACAAUGCUACAGAGCUCUCUAUUCCUUUCCUUCCCUAGACCCUCAAACACACACCAACACAAUGCACAGAACUCUUCUUAGGUAUGGCUUUGUUUCUCUCAGGAAAAAUCUAUUUUAUAACAGUCAGCUCAUUUGUCUACCCUGCUAUUCUUUUUUUAAAUUAAAGCUCUGAUAGGCUGGUGUCUUUGUUAAAAAGCUGAUCAGAAAAUUCCUGAUGGAACAAAAUCUUAUAAUUCCACAGAAAAUCCCUAAUUUGCCCUUCUGUAACCCGUGGGGGCAGAGGGAGGGAGGCUCCUGAAAAGCACAGCCACAGAUGGAGCGGGGUGGAUUUGCGGGUGGGGGAAGUUUUCGCCAGCAGGGGUGGUCCAGCCAUCCUGCCUGCCCUAGUUAGGGAUUAAUACCCACGAUGUAUUAUGGCCCCCCUUUACUACUAGCACCACUGUUAUUAAUCCUAGACUGUGUUCCUGUAAAAACACUACCUUAGCUAAUGUAAAGGGCAUGCAGUCUAAGUGGUGUCCUAGUAUGGGUUUAGUGAGAUCUAUGCCUAUUCCACAGUGUUCUCUCACUCACUGAAUCAUGUACAGGGAAUUAUCAUGUCAGACUCUGUUGUAAUAUUGUUUAGUAAGGGAUGCAUUUGUAGUGAAUCCAGGACGUAAGAAUAGUUUCACUAAGGACUAGGGUUGCAAACUUUCAAUACAUUUCCUGGUUUUCCAGAAAUCGUGUUUGUAGGAUUCCGGAUUUAUUCCCUCUUGAUUCCGGGAAUCGGCCAAUCGGUAAAACUAGGGAAUAUAUUUAAAGGGUCCGGAAUCUUCCAACCCUAUAUCUAUGAUUAUUAGUAUUUUGACUAACAGAGAAUUUGCCUUGGUUGUAUUCUGUCUCUGUCUCUGUUGGGUCACAUUCCCUCACCAGUAUAUUUUGUAUGCCAUCACUGCUAGUCAAUCAUGGUGUCUCUUUCUUGACGUAUUUUUUUAUUUAACUAGGCAAGUCAGUUAAACAAAUUCUUAUUUACAAUGACGGUCUUCCGGGGAACAGUGGGUUAACUGCCUUGUUCAGGGGCAGAACGACAGAUUUAUACCUUGUCAGCUCGGGGAUUCGAUCCAGCAACCUUUCGGUUACUGGCCCAACGCUCUAACCGCUACCUGCCACCCCCACAUUUAACCUGUGUUUGUUAAAGGAUCAUGGUUUUUCUAUUGUGAUUUGUAAAUGGCACUUUGGGUCUCUUCCUGAUAAUUGAUCCGUAUUUUAAAAAGCCAUCAGUGGACAAAACAUUAAGAACACCUUCUUAAUAUUGAGUUGCACCCUCAGAACAGCCUCAAUUCGUCAGGUCAGGGACUCUACAAGGUGUUGAAAGCGUUCCACAGGGAUGCUGGCCAAUGUUGUCUACAAUGCUUCCCACAGUUGUCAAGUUGGCUGGAUGUGCUUUGGGUGGUGGACCAUUCUUUAUACACGGGAAACUGUUGCGUGUGAGCAACUCAGCAGCGUUGCAGUUCCUGAUACAAACCGGUGCGCCUGGCACCUACUAUCAUAACCCGUUAAAAUGCAUUUACUAUUUUGUCUUGCUCAUUCACCCUCUGAAUGGCACACAUACACAGUCCGUGUCUCAGUUGUCUCAAGGCUUAAAAAUCCUUCUUUAACCUGGCUCCUCCCCUUCAUCUACACUGAUGAGUGAAGUUGAUUUAACAAGUGACAUCAAUAAGGGAUCAUAGCUUUCACCUGGAUUCACCUGGUCAGUCUGUCAUGGAAAGAGCAGGUGUUCAUAAUGUUUUGUACCCUCUGUGCGCUUACAUUUAUUUUGUAUGAGACCAAGUAUUUGAAAUAUGAACCCAGGAAAUGUGUUUGGUUGAAAUACUAGCAUGCAUUAGGUAGGACAGUAUUUUGUGGUGCACAACCAAACACUUUCCCUGGCUUUUGUGUCAUUCAUUGUGGGACCCUGAACUCUGUCUGCUUUAUCUGCCUUUACUGGUAGAUCACAUUUUUUGCCAAAAUAGCUGAUUGAUUUUGUGAAACUGCUACUUACAUCCAUGUUGUGAGCCCUUGGCAGGGGAUUAGAUUGCUCCGUUCAGUUGACAUGGGUUAUCAGGACUUGCAGAUAAUGGUGAAAUAUGUACUGUAUCAUGUUUUUCAUGAUUGAUGACAUAAAUUAGCCCUGUCUUUAAUAUAUUGAGAUGAAAUUAUGGCUUUUGAUCAUUCUCGCUCUAAAAAAAAACCUUGCUACAGUUUCAUGGACUAAAACAGUGUAAUUGAUGAGAAGUAAAAAUUGUCCAUAUGAUUUUUUUUUUUAUGUUCUAAUUAUUUUUUCUAUUAUUUAUGUUCAAAUCAGUGUCUUCUGUUCAUUCCUCCCAAGCCCUUAUUGUUUGAGUCACAAAUGGCAGCCUAUUCCUUAUAACCCUGCACUACUUUUGAUCAUAGGCCUAUGGGCCCAGGGUGCCAUUUGUGAUGCAACCUGUCUCUGUAAUAAAUAAUUUAUGGGGAAACCACAUUUUGAUUAAUGAUGACCAUUUCUUUUUUAUAUAAUGUGUGGAUUUCUUCUUGUUUUAAUAAUCAUCAGUGGUAAUACAUUAGUAGCUGUUUUUAUAAUUAUGCAGUUGAAAUGUUACAAUGCUCAAUUGCAAAACAAUUCAAAGGAACAUAUCAAACUGGUGUACAAACUGCCUUACUCCAUAACAAUAUUCCUUUAUGUUUGUGAUUUAAAUAAUAUAAAAGUUCUGAAAACAGA
Messenger RNA from Salvelinus fontinalis (brook trout), 3637 nucleotides. RefSeq names its product actin related protein 2/3 complex, subunit 5B (gene arpc5b). Lineage: Eukaryota; Metazoa; Chordata; Actinopteri; Salmoniformes; Salmonidae. Gene Ontology annotation, molecular function: actin filament binding. The record is from RefSeq and is a predicted model, not a curated record. Gene Ontology annotation, cellular component: actin cytoskeleton; Arp2/3 protein complex; cytoplasm. The coding region runs from base 124 to 576 and encodes 150 amino acids. Gene Ontology annotation, biological process: cell migration; Arp2/3 complex-mediated actin nucleation; regulation of actin filament polymerization. The transcript has 4 exons.